Panicum virgatum (switchgrass) is the source of this 2195-nucleotide messenger RNA. RefSeq names its product putative protease Do-like 14. NCBI's taxonomy places the organism in Eukaryota, Viridiplantae, Streptophyta, Magnoliopsida, Poales, Poaceae. Bases 703 to 1929 code for a protein of 408 amino acids. The transcript is spliced from 13 exons. The record is from RefSeq and is a predicted model, not a curated record.
UUUGGAGGCAAUCUCUUCUACUCGUGGUUGGAUUUGAUUUGUUCAGUUUGUUUUGUGGGUAGAAUCGGGUUCCCCUUUUGCUUGUUCUUGCGCAGGGGGAGCGGGCGCCCGCAAGGCGCGGCCACCGGCGGCGCGCAGAGGAGUGCUGCGCGUGGCGGCGCCAGGCUUGGCCGCAGCCCAGCCAGCGGCAGCUCGCACGGCGCACGGCGGCGUCCGUGGGCCCCUCGGCCAGGGGCGGAGGCGCUAGGCGCUCUGCAGCAGGCGGUGCUUCCCAGGGGCGGGAGCAGUUCGUGCGGAGCACGUCCGCCCAGGCCAGCAGGGAGGCAAGAGCCGCGCGGGGGACCUGCUGCAGGCGGACCCAACCAGCAGCAAGCACUGCACACAAGGCCGGACGCGAGCAGUCAUCCCAGGAGAGGCAGCGCUCCUCCAGGCCAGAUCGAGCAGGCCGCUGCCCACACACAGCACGCUAGCAGCACAAGGCCACGUCGGGCAAGCAGCACAAACGGACGCACGAAGCAGACCAAGCAGCACUGUGCAUGCUCGGCAUCUCAACGACAGCAACCAAGCGCUGCUCCACCCCCGCCCCUCUCCACCUGCCGCUUGCCGCUCCUCUCCAGUCUGUUCGCCGCCAGGGAGCAGUGUCGCUAUCCUUUCCAUCCGGCCGCGGGAAGCAGCUCAGCCUGUGGAAAGAGCGUUGGAAAGAUGUUGGCAACUAAAAGGUGUGGUGAUAGUCUUAUAAGAAGCUCAGAUGAGAGUAAAAGAACCAGGUCAUUGGUUUCAGGUGACUCAAAUUGGUACCCUGAUGAAGGUAUCUGGAGUGGCCUGGGUAAAGAAGGUGUUUUGAGAUUGUCCAAAAGUGUUGUCUCGCUUGCUUUGUCAGAUGGGGAUACAGUGCUAUUUUCGUGCUCUGGCAUAGCUAUAAAAUUCAUGAUGAAUGCUACAAGGUUUCUGACUUCAGCAAGUUUGGUUCGAGCUUUCGAGAGUUAUAAAGACAAAAACCAUAAUAACCUUAAGAUUGAAGUGCGCCAUGAAGGAAAAGUCGCCACUGGAUUUCUGAAGGAAUCUGAUUUGGACCUUGAGAUUGCUAUUGUCCACAUCGAUUCCUCCUUUGAUGUUCGUCCCGUAUUUCUCUAUCAUUGGAAUCAAUUUAUGCCCUUUUGCGAUGUAGUAUCAUUAGGGCGUGACACAUCAGGCAAAUUAAUGGCCAUAACUGGGAAGCUUACUCGUGACUGGAGUGGAUCUAAUGAAAGUGAAUAUCUUAUGUUCACUUCUUGUAAAUUAUCUGAGGUUUGGGAAGGUGGCCCUCUUUUUAGUUAUGAUGGGGAGUUUGUUGGCAUGAACCUUGUUCCAAGUAUGAAAAAAUCAUUUUUCUUGCCCACGAGUUUGAUUAUUGAACGGCUGCAGCAUUUCUGGACAUCUCUGGAAAGGAAUGCAUUUCUGACACGGGUAAAAGAGUUAAAGAAAUUGAGGGUUGGAGAACUGACAGAUGAUACACAGGACUCACAACCUGAAGGUGCUCCGAACAAGGAUCAUCUAGAAGUGGUGGGCUAUCCCAAGCCAACUGGCACUGGCAGUGGAAUGAAAUUGGUUUAUACUUUCGAAGAGCCUUUUGGUGAUGUUUACCAAGAUGGUAUCUGGAAGAAACUUGGUAAAAGAUUUUGUCGAAAGAUAUGUCGAAGUGUUGUCUCCCUUGCUUCAUUUACUGGAGAUACAAGGUAUUUUGCAUGUUCUGGAAUUUUUAUUGACUGGGAUGGUAAAUGCCGAGACAAUGAAUGCCAGAUUAUUCUGACUUCGGCGAGCUUAGUUAGAAAUCCUGAUUAUCCCUAUGAUGAUGGAGACAAGAUUGUUGAAGGAUUGAGGAUUGAAGUGCGUCUUCCGAGCAACAGACGAAGAGAAGGGACGUUAUAUACAUUACAAUUUGCAAUAUAAUGUUGCUUUAGUCAGUGUCCAAGAAUUAUGUGCUGUCCCUCUAGCCAUUUCUAAACACGGGUCACUAAUUUGUUCUUCUAAGUUAGUAGCUGCUGUUGGGCGUUGCUUCAAAUCAAAUGAUUUGAUGGCUUCAAGUGGGCAACUGGUUCCCUCCUGGUCGGGUCAAUUUGAUGGCAAAAAGCUUCAUUACUCUACAUGUCGUAUCACUAAGGCCGGGAUUGGAGGGCCCCUUGUUGAUUAUGAUGGGAAUUUUAUUGGCAUGAACU